GUUGGCAGAUUUAUGCAGAAGCCGAUUGUUAAUAUUUGAAGUGAAAAGUGAUGGAGCAGCUGUUCCUGAGCGGUCGUCAGUGUAAUCGAUAGUGCACUAGAUUUAUUUUUCACAUAUCGACCAUUACAGAAAGUGGAGCGUUUGCACUGAAGUCCUCAGCGUUAGAUUGUAGUCAGCGAGCGGUGACUGUACUGUGGGCCUGCGCAUGCGCAUUUGGAGCUCCGGAGCCGCAGGAGAUCAGAGCUGCACUCCGGAGAAAGCGACAGGGACGCAGAGUGCCAAAGUGAACAUGGAGGCUCCACCCAAAGAAGAUCGCAGAUCUAUGGACCCAACCACCUCAACCCCCAGUGAGGCCGUCCUCAUCUGUGGGAGUGAUGGUGUGGCUAAGAAAGUCCGGCCCCAGCCCCACACCACCACAGCGCUUCUUCUACCAGCUCCUGCUCCCAGCCACCAGAAGGUGGAUGUGACUCCAGCUGUUGCCGUGGGAGACCCAGGGAAAGGAGGCAGAGCAAAUCAGACGGCCACACCCACCCUGACAGCACAGGUGGGUGGGGCUUGUAGCAUUGUCCAUGUCCUGGAGUGGAAGGAAGGGAUGGCCAUACUACCCAGCAGCAACCUCAAGUUCUGUGUGAGUGACGUGGGAACGCUGAGCACACUGAUCACCCCAGGGACCACCAGCAGCACCACUGAACCAGCAGCAGGGACUUCUGGGAGAUCCGCUGACGUAGAAGGUGCUCCAGCAGACAAGCCAGACGUGUCGGUUCCUAUCAGCUCUGUGAGAGGUGCCACUGUGGAGCCGGGCAGGCUGGUGACAGUCAAACCUGAAGUCCAGGUCGGACCAGGACAACAUAACCAUGAUCCCAGAGCCCAGAGGCCCUACACAGAGGACCUACGCAGAGAGCACAUCACUGACAGGAGGAGUGUCGGGGUGGAGAAGGUGCCAGCAGGCGGGAGGGUCUCUUCCCUCAACCCUGAUCACCUGAAACCCAUGAGGAAGAGGAAGAGGAAGGAGUACCUGAGUCCCUCUGAGGAAGACUCUGACAUCGAGGGCACGGAUGAAAAAAUGGAUGACUCUAAAGCAGACAGCAGACACAUCAGAGGAGUAACUGGAUUUUUUGCUGGAGCUGGAGACAGUAAGACAGAGCAGUGGACAUGGGCUCAAUAUCUGGAGGAAACAAAAGCCGUUGCUGCUUCCAACAAGCUUUUCCAAGAGUCUCAGAGGGUGCCAACAGUGAAGAACGGCUUUAAACAGGGGAUGAAGCUGGAAGGCAUCGACCCGCAGCAUCCAUCCAUGUACUUCGUCCUCACUGUGGCUGAGGUCUGUGGUUACCGGCUGCGGCUCCAUUUUGACGGCUACUCUGACUGCCAUGACUUCUGGGUGAAUGCCAACUCCCCUGACAUCCACCCUGCAGGCUGGUGUGAAAGCACAGGACACAAACUGCACACUCCCAAAGGCUGCAAAGAAGAGGAGUUUACCUGGACCAACUACCUGAGAAUGACUAAAGCACAAGUGGCUCCCAAAGAACUGUUUGCCAGUCCUGGGAGGAUUGAUGUGAAGUGCGGUUUCGAGAUAGGAAUGAAGCUGGAGGCUGUUGACCGUAUGAACCCCUCCCUCAUCUGUGUAGCAACUGUCACAGACAUGGUGGACGACCGCUUCCUGGUUCAUUUUGACAACUGGGAUGACACAUAUGACUACUGGUGUGAUGCCAGCAGUCCAUACAUUCAUCCUAUUGGUUGGUGCCAGGAGAGGAACCUGCCCCUAACACCACCCCAAGAUUACCCAGACCAGGGCCGGUUCUCCUGGUCUCACUACCUAGAGGAGACUGGUUCUAAGGCGGUGGCUGCUGAUGCCUUUAAAGUGCGUGUGGCCCACAGCUUCCAAACUCAGAUGAAACUGGAGGCCGUGGACAAGAGAAGUCCCGGCCUGAUCAGGGUGGCCACAGUGGAGGAGGUCGAGACUCACCGCAUUAAGGUCCAUUAUGAUGGCUGGAGUCAUGUCUAUGAUGAAUGGAUGGACUCAGAUCACCCAGACAUACAUCCAGCAGGCUGGUGUGAAGCGACCAGUCACCCACUGAAAGUUCCCCCACGGGACCCCAAAACACAACAGCCACACGGAGUGAGGGAGCCUCCUGCUAUGGGCCAGUCCACCUACCCCUCCUCUGUUCCUUGCAAACCCAUCAGCCACCCCAGAACCAACAAGUACAGCUUCCACAACAGGAAGUGUCCAACUCCUGGUUGUGAUGGUUCAGGCCACGUGACCGGUCGUUUCACUGCCCAUCACUGCAUAUCCGGCUGCCCACUGGCUGAGCGUAACCAGGGCAGGCUGAAGGCUGACCUGUCAGACUCAGAGUGUAAGAGGAACCUCUUUUUUGGCCAGAGGACCAAGAAGAACCAUUACCGUGGCAGGAUUGGUCGUCCUCCCAAAUACAGGAAGAACCAGCAGAGAGACUACCAGAACAUGUCCUCAGAGGGCGUGUAUCCGUCACUGUUCAUGUCGGCUCUGAGCAGUCAGGCGGACAGGACUCUGUCUCUGUGCUGGGAGCAGCACUGUAAGCUGCUGCCCGGCGUUCAAGGCAUACACGCCAGCCAGGUGGCAGCAUGGAGUGUUGAAGAGGUCUUCAGGUUUGUCCAGAAUCUAAUUGGUUGUGAAGAACAGGCUCGUCUCUUCAAAGAAGAGAUGAUUGAUGGGGAGGCCUUCCUGCUGCUCACUCAGACCGACAUUGUGAAGAUCAUGAGCAUCAAACUUGGCCCCGCCCUCAAAAUCUCUAACGCCAUUCUCAUGUUCAAGAGCACAGACGAGGGACUCAAGUGAUCUUGCCCUCUUUCACAGGGGUCAUCAAGCCGCCAAUCAUCAUGUGCCAAAUUCAUUCUCUUGCAGGGAAAAGGCCCUGACCCCCUUUUCAUGUGUUUGGUGUCCUGUACCCAUCAGAGAGAGGGAGGGGUGGGGGGUGGGUUGGGGGUGAUGUCCAGUCAGGGUAAAGGGGGAAAAAAGGAGAGGUUAGAAGAAGAAGGGAAAUUAGGAGAAACAGAUAUUUGUAGGGAGUAAUGGAGGAAUGUCAUGAAGAUGAUGGACAAACUGGAAGGUGGAUAUGCGCAGCCUGAAGCACGUGAGGAGGAACAUCAGGAGUUUUCCAGCUGAUGCAUUUGGUUCAGUAUUGGGAUUUGAUUAUUACCAAACCACUGAACAUCGUCAUUGUUUUGACUACACAACUGUUGUGUUACCGGCUUCUGUAGAUGCGGUAUCCUGCUGCCACUCACACCCGCACUGGAGAUACUCGGAAACCAAUACUAUUAGUACAUUUACUUCCUGAAUAAGUUUCAUUCCUGUUAAUGCAAGCUGUUUACACAGUCAGCUGGAACUGUAAUCACCUUUCACAGGUGGACCCAUUUUACAUAUGACCAAAUUUUCACAAGUACUCUACAAACAUUUGGACAAAACCAUCAGUUAAAAAUACUAAAACAGAUUUACUAAUAGGAACUGAGGAAAAUAUAAAUGUUGACUAAAGAGACGUGAGGACUGUGGGCAGAUGGCUAUGUGACCGAAAACUGAGAAGAGUGAAAUGCAGUGGCUGAGGCUGGUCAGGGAGGCUCCUACAAGCUUCAAAUUUUGUGCAAUAAAAAACGUUGAGUACUGUAUUCAGUAACACUUAAUAUUACAGCUCCUUUAUUUAUCAGACUAAUUCUAUUACUAUAACACAAUACAGUGGAAAUUAAAUGAAUACACUUGCUUUGUUCUGGCUGUUGGAAAAGGGUUGAGGGUUUUGACAGAUGAGAGAAAACAUUGACUGCAGCCUGGGUUGUCUGAUUGUUCUUAAGUAUUACUCACUUGUGUUCACUGCCUUGAAAUUUUCCACAUUGUUCUUUCUAAAAAUGCACCAUUAUUGUAAAAACACGGGAGCUGUAAUUUAAAAUGUUACCCUCUGAUAAAUAAUGUGAGUCAGAGAACAGAAGUAACAGUGUUUUAGUUUUUAUCUCUAUAUGCAAAAGAUUAUAAAUUAUUUUUUAGCAAUUCUUAAUAUAUGAAAAGUACAUUUUGCAUUGGCAUUUUAGCACAACUAUGAAACCCAAAUGGAUUUCACACUAUGAUAUUCCCACACUUGGUCACUAGAGAGUGCAAAAAAACACAUUUUAGCACUAUAAACAUGGACUUGAUAUCUAGUUAAUGGAGUUCUCUGCAGUUUACAUGUGAUGGAAACUCCAUUUACAGUGUGUUCUUUGAAAUGUUUACAUUUUAUGCCAGAAUAGGUUAAAAAAUAAUGUUUAGAUUUGGUAUUGUGAGAUGAAAGCAAUUUUACUGGAAAGUUUUAAGGGCUCCUGGAAUCUCGAAUUUGACUUCUCUGUGUGUCUCUCUGGUGGGAUUUGUGUAUGCGCGUGUGUGUGCGUGUCAAGAUAAUUUUCGGUCACAAAUGUCAUUCAAUCCACAUGAAUUAAUAAACGUCCAAAGCUGUCUUGUCUGA
This is a messenger RNA of Seriola aureovittata, 4457 nucleotides long. RefSeq names its product L3MBTL histone methyl-lysine binding protein 1 (gene l3mbtl1). Lineage: Eukaryota; Metazoa; Chordata; Actinopteri; Carangiformes; Carangidae. The record is from RefSeq and is a predicted model, not a curated record. Gene Ontology annotation, biological process: regulation of DNA-templated transcription. The coding region runs from base 206 to 2812 and encodes 868 amino acids. Gene Ontology annotation, molecular function: protein binding; zinc ion binding. The transcript has 22 exons. Gene Ontology annotation, cellular component: nucleus.